Alternaria burnsii is the source of this 384-nucleotide messenger RNA. RefSeq lists its product as uncharacterized. The transcript has a single exon. Lineage: Eukaryota; Fungi; Ascomycota; Dothideomycetes; Pleosporales; Pleosporaceae. The record is from RefSeq and is a predicted model, not a curated record. The coding region runs from base 1 to 384 and encodes 127 amino acids.
AUGCGCUACUCUACCAUCAUCACCGUCGCGGUCGCUUUCGCCCCAGCGGCACUCGCACAAAGCUCGUCGGCCACCAUCACAUCAAUGGUCCCGAUGAUGUCUCCCUCGGCGCCUCCCGUCACAAUGGCUUGGAACAACGAGCCCAGCGCAACAGAUAAAUCAGCUCUUGCAUCAAAAGCUUCGUCCAUGAACUCUGCUAUGGAGUCGGCAAUGUCUUCCAUGUCAAUGAGUAUGCAGAUGGAGAGCGGCAUGACAAUGUCUAACGGUAUGGUCAUGGCCACAGGCAGUGCUCAGGCUGCUAUGGGCAACUUGACCGGUAGCGCCAGUAAGAUGGAGGUUGGCGGUGGUGUGGCGAUGAUGGCAGCCAUCUUGGCUAUGCUCUGA